This is a messenger RNA of Orycteropus afer afer, 1131 nucleotides long. RefSeq names its product lymphocyte expansion molecule (gene CIMAP2). NCBI's taxonomy places the organism in Eukaryota, Metazoa, Chordata, Mammalia, Tubulidentata, Orycteropodidae. The record is from RefSeq and is a predicted model, not a curated record.
AUGGCCACCAAGUGGUUCAGCGGGGCGCCCUUCGGGGUGCAGAGCGCCAGGUUUGAUGUCUCUGCUGUUUAUCCCAAUCAGAAGAAGUUUAGUACUUUCACAGAGGCCCCAUACUCCAGGCAUUAUUCCACAGAAGUGUCCCACAUAGGACCUGGAACUUACAGCUCCAGGGAGACCUGCUUCAGCAAGAAGAAGCUGAGCAGGGAGGUGGGCACUGGCUGGGCCAAGACCCAAGAAGCCACCCGGCUGACCCAGAUGCCCCACUUCCAGUACCAGGCCAUCAUGAGAGAGAAACAGCUGCAGAAGGAAAAGCUGGGUCCCGGAUCCUACAACUUUAAAGACUUUUUGGAACAGCUGCAGCAGAAGCCAGGCAGCACCCGGGGGUUGCUCAGCUCCGGGGAGGUUCGCUUCCGGGGACUCGUCGGGAACUACUAUCCAGGCCCUGGAAAUUAUGGAGAGAAGGGCAACCCAUACACAAAGAUGGAGGAGAAUGCAUGGAACCGGUCCCAUUCUGAGGGCCUCAUGUGUAGGAUGACCAACAAGCCACCCCCCUUGGCUCAUCAGGGAAGUGGCCUGGGACCAGGGACAUAUGUCUUCAAAAGUGGCAUCGAGACGUACCUGGAACGAAGAGUUGGUACCCGUGGCCCUUAUGACAUUUUUACUGGUGACCGAACCAAGCCCCAGCCUUAUGGACAUUACUCUGUGCAGAAACAAAAACCCAGGGAGCUGAUGAGUUUCAAGAGCUUCGUGGAAGAACUGAACUCACGUCACAAGAAGAAACAUGGGGUGUUUUCAAAACUUUCCCACAGCCUGAAAACUUCAGAGAAGAGUUACAGUGCCACCUCUAGCAAGUCCCCCAAAAAAUUGGCCGCUUCUGGUCCCAGUACAUCAGUUGAGCACACGAUGGAACGUAAACAUGUCAACCGGCCACCAUUCCUGAUGUCCUCGAAGCGGAUUAGCAUAAAUGCCUACCAGACGCUUUUGGGAAGCUGGAACCCUGUAGGUGUAGGCCGCUACCUCAACGUCUGGUUGAUGGAGACAAAGGACAGAAGGCAGCGAUACCGAUCUCUAUACAUGGGCGAAUCCAAGCGCUACCCCUCGGACCCAGCCUGGGACAUGAUUUUGCAGUGA